This is a messenger RNA of Staurois parvus, 902 nucleotides long. NCBI's taxonomy places the organism in Eukaryota, Metazoa, Chordata, Amphibia, Anura, Ranidae. The record is from the annotation of a GenBank genome assembly.
UUGUCUUCCAGGUACAGGAAGUUGGCACUGAAAUACCACCCACUAAAAAACAAGGAGCCGUCGGCCCCGCAUCGGUUCAAGCAGAUUGCUGAGGCGUACGACGUUCUGAGUGACUUGAGGAAGAAGGCCACCUAUGACAAAUUUGGAGAGGAGGGUCUGAAGGGCGGAAUCCCAGCCGAAUUUGGAGGUGAAGAGGCCUGGACCUUGAGUUACAGUUAUCAUGGGAAUCCGGAGAAGACCUUCAAAGAAUUUUUCGGAGGAGAUAAUCCGUUUGAAGACUUUUUCACGCUGGAUGGCUCGGAGGUGAACACAGGGUUCGGAGGGCUACGAGGAAGAGGGGUGAAGAAACAAGGCCCACCCAUCGAGGGAGACCUCUACCUUUCAUUGGAGGACUUGUAUUUCGGCUGCACAAAGAAAAUGAAAAUUUCACGCAGGGUCAUGAAUGAAGAUGGUCACACAUCCAGCAUACGGGACAAAAUUCUCUCCAUUGAUGUCCAGUCUGGCUGGAAGCCUGGAACCCGGAUCACCUUCCCCAAUGAGGGAGACCAGGGUCCGAACAUUAUCCCAGCAGACAUCAUCUUCAUAGUGAAGGAGAAGCCUCACCCGCGCUUUGACAGACAAGGGGAUGAUUUGAUCUACACAGCGAACAUCGAUCUUGUGAAGGCUCUGACCGGCUGUACUGUGGAAGUGGAGACAUUAGACGAGAGAAUAUUGACUAUCCCCAUAAAUGAUAUUGUGCACCCCAAAUACAGUAAACUGGUUCCUGGGGAAGGCAUGAGGUUGGUCGGUGACCCCGGACUGAAGGAGACCUCAUCAUCCAGUUUGAUAUCCAGUUCCCGGAGCACCUGACACCACAGAAGAAGGGUCUCCUGCGCAAAGCCCUCCUGUCCUCGCCCACCUAA